Messenger RNA from Cottoperca gobio, 3939 nucleotides. RefSeq names its product protein transport protein Sec24C. The transcript has 21 exons. NCBI's taxonomy places the organism in Eukaryota, Metazoa, Chordata, Actinopteri, Perciformes, Bovichtidae. The record is from RefSeq and is a predicted model, not a curated record. The coding region runs from base 460 to 3507 and encodes 1015 amino acids. Gene Ontology annotation, biological process: endoplasmic reticulum to Golgi vesicle-mediated transport; intracellular protein transport; COPII-coated vesicle cargo loading. Gene Ontology annotation, cellular component: endoplasmic reticulum exit site; COPII vesicle coat. Gene Ontology annotation, molecular function: zinc ion binding; SNARE binding.
GUAUACAAAAACUAAUCGUAAUGUAUUGAAGAAACUAGGUAUCAUUUAUUUGUUAUGAAAACGUAUAGUAUUUUUCAAAUUGAUUAUUUCUUGCAUCCCAAGUAUCGCAGGCUUUUACUUUGAAAGGACACGCGGAAAUGCGUUGUCAUGAUUCUUGCUAACUUGAUGCUAACAUUGCAGCAAAGGCUCAGGUUUCUGAACGUUGUGUUAUGGCUGAAAUUAAUCAUGUUGCAGUUUGUAGUCAUGGCAUAUAAUUGUAAUGCAGUGGAAAGCGGAGCAAAUAAAUAAUAUUUAACCUCUGAAGUGUUUCGCUUCCGUCGCAGAGGGGAAAUGAAGACGCUAACGGUAACGUUAGUAACGUUGACGAACAAGUGCCGCACGCAAAGUCUUCUGUUUCCGUUGAUGUCCAAAGCUCCCGCCUCCAAGGAGAAAAACACCUAUCAGUGAUGGUUAUGGAGGAUGAUGGACAUCCCCACAGCCAAUCAGAGCCAGACACCCUGUCAGCCGUGGGCGGGCCAGAACGGCUGGUCCCCAGCUUCACCUCAAGGACCCCCCUGCAACCCUCUGCCCAGCUUUCAGCAUCUUAGCCUGAGCUCCCCUUCUGACCAGAGACCCUGCUACGAGCACCUGCAGGCGUCCAACCCCGGCUGCCAGAGCGACUUCGCCACCUCUUCAUCCAGAAACAUCACUCAUUACAGCACGCUUAAUGAUAGUAAUGGUGACCAGAGUGUGCAGCGGGUCAUUCCCGAUGCUCAUGUUUCAUCCAUGGUUCCGGCUGCAAGCCAAGGAAGAUAUAUACCUCCAUGUUCUCUCCCUCUUAUGAAGGAAGGGACGCAGCCUCGCAAGCCCCAACAAAUGCCAUUUUACUCCCCUCACAGCCCUUACCAAGGAAUAUCUCCCCCUUUCCAGCCCCCACACACUCACCAUUAUUCACUGAAUGGACCUCAGUCACCACACCAGAAACAUUUGCCCUUCAGCCCUUCAGCAUUUGGUGUAAACCAGAGUCCACAGUGUACACCUCAGCCUGUGUUUGAGAGAGCCAGUGUGGAGUCCUCUGUUGGAUACACACACAAUCAUGCCUCGCCACAGCAGCCUCAGUGGACACUUGAAGCAAACUCAAGAGGAACCAUUAACGAGUUUGUUCCCAAUGCGGCUGCACAGGACAUCACGCCACAGUCUCCUAACUCUGAGUCUCGUUAUGGCCUGGACCCAGAGCUGCUGCCCAGCGUUGUGAAGGUGAUUGCGGAUGACAGGGCAGAGUGGGAGGGCAAGGUCUUCGUCUCAGAGCCUUUUUCCCGUCUUCCUCCUCUGGCAACUACUUCCUGUGUCAUAGAGGACAGGGGUAACGCCAGUCCUUUAGCCAUCCGCUCCGCCUCGUACUGUGUGCCCUGUGAAGGGCAGACUGCCCUGCUCAGCCGUCUGCCGCUGGGAGCUCUGGUCACUCCUCUAGCAAAACAAAAUGCGGGAGAGCCCCUGCCCGUAUGCAACGAGCCAGAGUGUGUUAUGAGUUGUGGUUGUUGCGGAGCCGCCAUGUGCCCGGCGAUGGGCUGGCAGGACUGUGGUCAGAGGUUUUACUGCCCCUUCUGUGGUAAACUCAGUGAAGUGCCGUGGCAACACUACCAGCCCACCAAAGGGGUGGAGGGGGCUCGAGUGGAUAAAGACAAGAGGCCUGAACUCAGUAUGGGGUCAUACGAGAUACUCAAUUCUCAGAAGGGUGAACCUGCUGCACUGCUUCUAGCCAUAGAUGUGUCUGCGUCAGCGGUGAGAGGAGGACAUUUGGAGUUUGCAACACAACAAAUACUCAAUCUGCUCACCUCACUGAAGAGGGAGGAUGAUGAAGCCUUGUCAAACGUCCGCGUUGGUUUGAUGACGUAUGACAGUAGGAUCCACCUGUACGAUCUCAGCCCCGCCCUGUCCCGCCCACACAUGCUUGUCAUCACAGAGACAGAAGACCUGCAGCUUCCUGUGAGGGAGGGGCUUCUGGUGUCCCUGAAGGACUGUAUCGACAGUAUCGACAGUGUGUUGCAGCUUAUUCCGCAGUUUAGUGCGGUAGACUGUGAUGACUCGAGUGGAGUUCCCAUCGAGCUGCCUGUCAAAGCAGGGCUCGCCGUACUUCAGGCUCUGAGUUGUCCUGGCAAGCUGCUGAUCUUCCAUACUGCCCCUCUGAUGGAGACGGGACACACAAACUCGUCCUCAGGGUUCUUUGGCUCAAACAAACCAAAGUCCAUCUUUCAGCCGUCAGAGCUAGCCAUCUCAUUGGCCAAGGAGUGCGUCAGUCAGGGCUGCGGCGUUCACAUGUUUGUGCUCUCCCAGCAAGACGUGGGCGGGGCUUGGCCAGGGCACAUACCAUAUCUAACAGGUGGAGCUCUGUACACCUACAGCCACCUCCAGGGAGAAUUGGACAGAGAGCGUUUCAGCAGCGAUCUCAAGAGUAUUGUAGAGACGGACUCGGGCUACAAGGCUGAGCUCAGGUUUUUUGUCAGCAAAGAUAUGCGUGUGUCCGGCUGUUAUGGACCUUUCCUCCCUGGGCCUAGUCCCAGCCAGGUCACCAUGGCGACUCUUGAUUGGAGGACAACAGUGGCUGUGGAGCUCGCACACAACAGAGCUCUGGAUGAGACGAGAGGUGUAGCCAUACAGGCGGUGUUGUCUUACAGCACCCAGACCGGAGACCGGAGGACCAGAGUUCACACUCUGACCCUGCGAUGCUCUCGUCACCUUCAGGACGCUUUCCGGCAGUACCAGGCCCAAACACUGCUCACCUUCUACUGCAAAAAAAUUUACUGUACAGUGUUGGAGCGCCCCCUUCAGGAGCUGAGGGAGGAGCUGCAGACGGAGGUCACAGAAGCGUUUGCUUCCUACCGCAGACACUGCUGCUCUGCUUCAGUGUCUGCCGGACAGCUGGUCCUCCCUCAGUACCUGCGAGCACUUCCUGUUUACAUCAACAGUCUGAGGAAGAGCGAGGUGCUGCUGCCGGGCCUGAGGAGCUCCAUCCACCAGCGGCUGCAGCAGCGCUGCCAGGUGCUCAGCAUGGACACCUGCAGCACCUCCGCACACUUCUACCCUCGGCUGCUGCCUCUGCCGCUGUCAGGUGACCGCUCCAUCUCCCCAGACCCAGAGGAGGCACUGCGCUGCUGUGCUGCCAGCCUGCAGCCCGGAUGUCUGUAUUUAAUUCACGCACCCCUCACCCUGCUGCUCUGGGUGGGCACCCAAGUCCCAGCAUGCACCCUGGUCGAACUCUUCAACAACAGCUGCUUCUCCUCCCUGCCCUCUGGAGAGACCAAGCUGCCAGUUCUUGAAAACCCUCUGUCCAUUAGUGUUCGAUCCCUCAUCAACACACUGAACUCCCAGGCUCUCUGCGCCCGCAAGCUCUGGGUGGUGAAGCAGGGUGACACCUGCGAGGAGGCCUUGCAGCGCCACCUGGUGGAGGACAAGAGUCCCAACGGAGGGGCGUCCUAUGCAGACUUCCUCUACCAUCUCCACGUCAACUCUGUCCGGCUUCUGCAGUGACUUCAGACACACACACACACAUUUUCUGACCUCUCUGGUUGUACUAUCUUGUAUAAAAGAUGAACCUGCAGCAUAUUUGACUAACGAUAUGAAGUGUUACUAGACUUUAUUAUAAUGUGGAAAAAUCUAAGUCCUGUUGUCAGAGAAUCAGGCGGUGCAUGGGGACAUUGUAAGAGAUAUUCAUUUAAUGACGGCUGUGAUAUGUGUGACGUGUGCUGUGGUGAAUGUGAUCCGUGCUGUUCUGAAAAUGUGUUUAUGAUGUUCAUUUAUUCCUGUGUCGUUACAAUCCUCUAAUCUCUGCCUGAGAUUUGCGUGUAUGUGUGUUUCGGUGUGUGUGUGUGUGUGUGUGUGAAAGAGAGAGAGUGUGUGUGAUGCCCACAGUAUGUUAUGUGUGUGCAUAAUCUCCUAUAAAUAAAUAAAGGCUUUGAUUGA